Molecule: messenger RNA, 2293 nt
Organism: Nicotiana tabacum (common tobacco)
Lineage: Eukaryota; Viridiplantae; Streptophyta; Magnoliopsida; Solanales; Solanaceae
Product: protein trichome birefringence-like 31
Cellular component (GO): Golgi apparatus
Molecular function (GO): O-acetyltransferase activity
Source: RefSeq, a predicted model, not a curated record
UCAAAUUUCACUUCAAGAGAAAUGAAGAGGUUUUUUCUUUAAAUAAAGCUGAAGCUCGUUCCUAGCCUCUUUGGCAGUAGCUAAUCUGAAUUUGUAACCCGCCAUCUUUGGGCAAGAGUCGUCACUUCUUCUCCAAAAUCAUAGAUGUGCUUGGCGCACAUGGGAACUGUUUUUUCAAUGAUAUCGAAGCAUUUUUGCCUCACAGAAUGGUUUAUGAUAUCAGGAAUAAUGGUAUAUUCAUAUCUCAUCAAGAGGACAAGGGGAUAUGGAAAAAUAAUCGAAGUGAGUCAUUUAUUCACAAAACUGGUUGGGAAUUCCAUAAGAACAAAUGGUCAUUCAAGCUUGGACUCAAUUUGUCUGGGAUAAAGUCAUUCCUACAAUAAUUACUAGCAUUUUUGCGUGAAGCUCUGAUUUGACUUUGUAUGCAAGGAUUUGAUUUCAGAAUCAGUUUUCGGAAAUUUGAAAAACUCCAAAAAUGUGUUUUUCCAAAUUUUCACUUUAAUUCACUCAAAAAAUUUCAAAAACAGCUCCAAAUUGUAUCCAUAUUCAAACACAACUCUAAUUUUCAAACGCCCCACUUAUUGUUCGAGCGUGCGAGAUUUGGACAUCUUUUUAAAGGCUCUUGAUGUACCUAACUCACAUAAUCACCAACUAGUAGUUGCAUAGAACAUUUCAAGUAUGCUUAAAUCUCAAGACACUAUUGCCUCCUAUUUUACUCUAAACCAUAAAAAUGGCUAAAUGACAUUAUGAUCUUGAUUCCACUCCCACUAGCUUUCCCAAUGACAACACAUCCAACACAGGAUCGUAAGAUCCUAUUCCUUUUUCCUCUUGCAUUAGCCUCUCUCUUUCUUCUUGGAACUGUGAGAUUUUUACUUGAUAACUUGAAAAACAACCAAUUCCAGUUUCUUUGGCAUAAUAAGUUUCUUAGAGUGCCUAUUAAUGUUUCUGAAGAUGAGAUAAUUGAAGAAAAUUGUAAUGUAUUUGAUGGGAAUUGGGUUUGGGACAAUGUUACUUAUCCACUAUAUAAAGAAGAAAGUUGUCCUUAUUUGGUUAAACAAGUUACUUGUCAAAGAAAUGGAAGGAUUGAUUCUUUUUAUCAGAAUUGGAGAUGGCAACCUAAUGGUUGCAACUUGCCCAGAUUUAAUGCAUUGAAGAUGUUGGAGAUGCUGAGGGACAAAAGACUUAUGUUUGUUGGAGACUCAAUACAAAGAGGCAUGUUUGAUUCAAUGGUAUGCCUUGUUCAAUCAGUGAUUCCAGAUGGUGAUCAUUCCCUUCAAAGAAUCCCUCCAAGAAAGAUUUUCAGAAUUGAGGAAUUUAACGCAUCGAUUGAGUAUUACUGGGCUCCUUUUAUAGUUGAAUCCAUUUCAGAUCAUGCAACCAAACAUACUGUAAUGAAGCGACUAGUUAAGCUUGACUCUGUAGAAAAGCAUCAAAAACUUUGGGAAGGAGUUGAUUUCUUGGUUUUUGAAAGCUAUGUUUGGUGGAUGCAUAAACCUUUGAUUAAUGCAACAUAUGGAUCUCCUGACAGUGUUCAAGAAUAUAACGUGACCACAGCAUACAGAUUGGCGUUAGAAACUUGGGCAAAUUGGAUAGACUCAAGCAUUAAUCCUCAAAAACAAAAGGUCUUCUUUGUCACCAUGUCCCCAACACAUUUGUGGAAGUGGGAAUGGAAGGGUGGAAGUGAUGGAAACUGCUUUAACGAGACACAUCCAAUCCAAGGACGACCAUAUUGGGGAACUGGUUCUAAUCUUCAUAUCAUGUCCAUCUUGAAAGAAGUCAUACAAAAGCUUCAUGUUAAUGUGCGUUUGCUUAAUAUUACACAAUUGUCUGAGUACAGAAAAGAUGGACAUACUUCAGUGUUUGGUGAAAGAAGGGGAAAACUGUUGACUAAAGAACAAAGAUCAGAUCCAAAGAAUUAUGCUGAUUGCAUCCACUGGUGCUUACCUGGGGUACCUGAUACCUGGAAUGAGUUAUUAUAUGCAAUUUUGUUGCAAGAUUACCGCAAUCAUUGACUCUAAGAAAGAGUUGAUUUUUUGUCUUUGUUUGUCUCUGUUCCAAGUGAGAAUCUCUCCCUAGCAUUAGGAUCAAAAUCUUCACACCUAUGAGUUUUUGUCAUACCAGAGAAUUCACUUAUAUUUUUCCUUUUUCCUUUCUAUUUUCUUUUUUUCUGUCUUUUGUGGGAAGAGGUAAACACAGGAGGAGAGGAUAUUACAAUUUACAACAUUACUUUGUAAUAUAAUGCAUCAAAUACGACCGGACUCGAUUACUGAUAGAGUGAAUAGACUUACAAUUA